UUAAGACCUCAACUAUUUAGGAAGGAUCAAAUGUACGACAAUGAUAUGUUAUGACGAUCACUUCACUCAUCCUUGUGAGUUUGGUCCUCCUUCAUAACGCCAGAGCAGAAAACCCAAAUGUCAUAGCCGCUAACCUCUCCCAAACUAUCACUGCUAAUGUCACUGCCACCUUCCAGAAAACCUUCUUCUUCCUGCUAGAUGCGGACAUUGUAACCAGGAAUCCGGUGAGGAUAUCCGCUAAAGCAGUCAAUGCGUCUGUGCAUAAUCCACUGAUAGUAACCGCUAGACAGAUCUUGGGAGUGAUCUCAUUUACAAUUCCUCUAAACGACGAGGGAUACCAAAUAUACAACAGGGUUGCUCGCACGCUUUGUCCCCAAUGGAACGUUCUACCCACAAGUGAUCUGAAGCUGUUCUUAGCUGUGGAUGUGUCCUCCAGCGAGAAUGUUAAACGAGAAUUCCAACUUCGUGCUGACUACGUGGAUAAUUUCGAGCUGAUAGAAAACCAGAAAAUAACCGCCAAUGUCACCCCUUCUACUCCUAUGUACUUCAAAUACAAAUUCAAACCGAAUCAGUUAAAUGGACCAGUAUUGGUGCGAGUAACAAGCGACAGUGACACGUGCGCGACUAUCUCCGUGCAGGCGGACGUGUGCCCUAUACAUGACCUGAUGUACGAUAUAGAGUACGAUGGCAUGUUCCAGAGUAUGACUAGGGUUGCUGCCAUUACUGUUACUCCUGGCUUCAGUGUCACGAAAGACUUUGUGGUGGUAGUGGUUGUUCACCCCACGGAUUACACCUGUGAACACCUCGGACACGAGCUGCUAGACCAGAUCAGACAGUAUAGCAACAACAGUAAACCUGAACCCGGUCCUAAACCUGCUCCUCUUUUCAACCAGAGAAAGAAUGUAAUAAUUUCUGUGGAGUCGACGAUGACUUAUCGAGAAUACAUCUUCCCGACCCUUAUAACUAUUGGACUUCUUCUUAUCAUCUAUCUCCUCGCUUAUGUGGGAACAAUCCUUGAGACAGAAAAGUUUAUCAGAGGAUUCAAUAUCGGAGAGUUUGAAUAUCAGAACAUGUCAGACGGUGAAGCAGAGGCCGGGGUAAGUAAUCAUGUGGAGGGGGUUGUAAGUCCAUCUCUAGCUCCCAGCGACGCGUCCGACUACAACGAAGCUAACGGGCUACUGUCCCGCGCCGACCAGGAGAUCCCACCCACGGAGGACGCCAGUAAAAUAGCCCCGACGGACUACGGUUCCACAACCAGCGCUAAUAACGGGGGCUACCGUCGCCACAAGACUAAUGAUAGCAUGGGGAGUGUGGACUACUGUGAGGACCUGAAUGAUGUGAUGGAGAUACGCCGCACUAAGGUGGAGCUAAACGUAGCAGAUCUCAGCGUACAUAGUAACGAUUACAAGUACAGACUGUAUCAGUGGAACCUUAUUCCUAUUGCUAUAUUCUACGCCCUGCCUGUUAUUCAACUGGUGGCUGGUAUACAACUGAUCGUACAUUUCACGGGUAACCAGGACAUAUGUUACUACAACUAUCUGUGCUCCCGACCCCUGGGCGUGGUCCAACAGUUCAACAACAUUUUCAGCAACUGUGGGUAUGUUCUUCUCGGUUUCCUGUUCUUGUUGAUAGUGAAACACAGAGACACCAAAUACCAAGCUGCAGUCAAGGAGCGCCCUAUCCUGGGGAGAAAGUACGGUUUACCACAACAUAACGGUAUCUACUACUCAGUGGGUUUCUCCCUGUGUAUGGAGGGUCUCUUAUCAGCUUCAUAUCACGUGUGCCCUACUGGUUACAACUUCCAGUUUGACAGUACCUUUAUGUACCUUAUGGCAGGGUUACUAAUGCUGAAGAUAUACCAGCUCAGGCAUCCUGAUGUGAACCCGCACGCUUAUACUGCUUACAUCUUCCUAUCAUUCACUGUCCUUAUUGAGGUGGUGGGGGUGUAUGUACAAACUAUCUACUUCUGGAUAUGUUUCGCAGUGCUUUACAUUGUGGCUACACUCUACUUUACCUCCCACAUGUACUACAUGGGCGUCAUCUCGUUAGACUGUGGCAUAUUCGCCAGAAUAUCCCACUUUUUCAGAACGGAUUUCUUCACAAGCCCGAAGCCCCUGUACAUGGACCGUUUUGUGUUCCUUGUCCUGGUUGUGACACUGAACUUCGCAGCCGCCAUCCUGGGCGUGGUCUUCCAGCCCGGAGACUUUCCUUCCUUCCUCUUAGCAGUAUUCCUCAUCAACUUACUCGCAUACUUCGCAUACUAUGUUAUCAUGAAGUUCAUUCACAGCGAGUAUCCGUAUCCUAUCACAAUAUUCUGCGGUGCACUGACCAUGUUGACAUGGAUAUGUGCGCUCUACUUCUACUUCUCAACUGUCACUAACUGGCAACUACCUGCCGCUCUGUCCAGAGUUAAGAACAUGGAGUGCCUCGUUUUAGAUUUCUACGAUAACCACGAUGUAUGGCACAUUAUCUCCUCUAUGGCCCUCUUCUUCGGUUUUGUGACGGUCCUCACGCUAGACGAUCACCUUCUUAACAAGCCAAGGGAUCAAAUAAAGGUCUUCUAAAGUUUCAGCUGAUUCAGUCAUUACGAUCAGAUUACAAUAGGGGAGUGAGCCUUGUGAGACUUCCUCGCAAGGCUACCUUAGCAGGACAUCUGCUGAUCUUUGAUUUCGAUUCAAUUGUCGGAGUUUUUUUGUAGUUUAGUGUGUGUGUGUGUGUGUGUGUGUGUGUGUGUUUUUGUGUGUACUGUGAUUUAUUUAUUUUUGGCAGGUUCUAUAAUUAAUAAUUGGGUUAAAGUUUCACACUAGGAUAUAUACGUAUACAACAUACGUCUAGGAUAAGAGACUGAUGUUUUGGGUUACAGUUUUUUAAAGUGACAAUCUCACAUAUUUGCCAAAAAGGAAUUGGUUGAAAUCAGCGGGUUUAGCCAGAAUGUGAGAAUUUUUAGAAUUAACGUUCAGAAUAUAAUCAUAAUAUAAUGAUAAAUAACGAGUUCUUGUGUGUGCUUAAAAUCAAUUGUUCAUUGUUAUUUAAUUUUCUUGUAUUUGUUUUAGAGGAUGGUCUUGAAGACUCUCUGGGACAUUUUAACGGGUAUUGUAUCUAGUUUCGGUUUUAUUGAAACAGUUCUUAGUAAUUACCAUUGAAAACAGAAAGGAUUAUGUGUGGACUGUGGUGCUAUGUUUGCUACAUAAUUUAGCGGUUCAGUCAAAAUGUUCCUAGAAUUGAAUUGUUGAUUAAAUGAUAAACAUCAUAUUAAAGUGUAUUAAAGUAUAUCCCCGGGCCAAAAUCUGAAAAAGCCUACACUUUAAUAUACUUUAAUAUGGUUGCCCACCCCCCCCCCCCCCCCCCCCAAUAUCGUGCUUUUCUAAAUUUUAGUUGAGUAAGCCCUCAUUAAUAUAAAUGUUGCAGAACAUGUUUCAAUCACUUUAAAUUGUAAAUACGUUAAUGAUUCGAUUCCAUUUUGAAUACAACUACGAUAGAGUUCAGAGUUUGUUAAUUUUGUUUAAAUUCUCGUUCAUAUUAAACUGAUUCGAAAACGAAAAGAUUUUGCCAAGCAGUUUCAAUUAUCAUGCUAUUGUUCAUUUUGAUUUUAAUUUUGCAAUUGCAAGCGUGA
Messenger RNA from Bolinopsis microptera, 3613 nucleotides. Its product is annotated as SID1 transmembrane family member 1-like. Bases 51 to 2564 code for a protein of 837 amino acids. NCBI's taxonomy places the organism in Eukaryota, Metazoa, Ctenophora, Tentaculata, Lobata, Bolinopsidae. Gene Ontology annotation, biological process: RNA transport. The record is from RefSeq and is a predicted model, not a curated record. Gene Ontology annotation, molecular function: double-stranded RNA binding; RNA transmembrane transporter activity. Gene Ontology annotation, cellular component: lysosome; plasma membrane. The transcript is spliced from 14 exons.